AUGGAAGAGCACCGUGAAACAUGGGCACCACCAAUAUGGGCACCCGACACACUCAGCUACAGAAAGUUUUUUAAUGCGUCCGUGUCGGGAGACAUGCAAGCGAUGCAGGAGGCUCUAGCUACCGGAGAAAUUAAUGUUAAUGCGUGCCCGAAGUGGGCAGACUGGGAAGGUGACACGGCCCUACACCAAGCCGCUGAAUACGGUCAUCUCGAACUUGUCCAAUUGCUUAUAUCUCAUGGUGCCGAAGUCGACCGGAGGAAUUACUCGCCAGUAGGACCAAUGACUGCCCUACACCUUGCCGCCUAUCAAGGGCAUAUUGCUAUCGUCAAGGAACUCCUGCAAAACGGAGCUGAUGUGAACACCCGCGGUCAAAUGGGAGGGCCGCUUUUAAAUUUUGUGCUGUGGAAUAAAAGAAGCAUUUCCGAUAAGGAGUAUAAGAUCAUCGAGCUGGUGCUCAGCCAAGGGAGUUAUAAUAUUCAUUCAUGGCUCAUGGAAAUGGGGGGCACGAUACUCCAUCAAGCGGCUGAAAUUGGGGAUCUCACACUUAUCCAGUAUUUAGUAGGUAAUGGAGCCGACUGCAAUUACGUCGCCCCGACCUACGAGACUGACACUGUGUUAUACCAUGCUGUUAUGUAUAAGCAGAUUGAUGCAUGUAGACUGCUUAUUGAUUUAGGGGCCCAGGUCACUCCUGGCGCCUUUGGUCAAGCCUCUUCUAUGGAUAUGAUUGAGCUUCUACGUCCCCAUCUUAGCCAGUCAGAUAUAUCGAUUAGCGGAGUUUUACAUUUCGCGCCUGCCCACUUUGUGCGUGAUCUUUUGGCAAGGCAGAUAGUGAACGUGAAUGAUGUGAAUCUGAAUGGCGAGUCAUCGCUUUUUGGAGCAUGCUUAGGAAGAAAAUCUACGGCAAAGCUUGAAGCUCUACUGGAAUUUGGGGCUGAUCCUCAUGUUCGUACUUCUCGAGUCGUACCAGGUAAGAUAUACAAAGGGGACACACCGUGUAUCACUAUGCUCAUUCGAGCCGGGGCGGAUCUGGAAGCUAGAAAUGAAGCAGGGCACACCCCUCUAAUUCGACUUGCUAUGUCGGAACGAAAUAUACCUGAAAAAGAUCACCAGGAAAUUUUCGAGCUUCUUAUAAAGGAAGGAGCAGACGUCAAUGCGAUUGAUUUGGAACAAAACACAGCCCUUCAUCAUUUGGCUAUGUACAGAAGGCAUGUCAUGAGUUCGCUGGAAAUCCUGGGGGUCUUCCAGUUACUCGUGAAAGCGGGUGCAUUGACCAAUUUGGCUAACUCGCAAGGCAAAACUUGUCUAGAAUUAUUCAGUCCAAGUGCAACCUUUCGCAUGUCCAUAGAUGCGCUCUUUCCAUAG
Molecule: messenger RNA, 1362 nt
Organism: Talaromyces amestolkiae
Lineage: Eukaryota; Fungi; Ascomycota; Eurotiomycetes; Eurotiales; Trichocomaceae
Exons: 3
Coding region: 1-1362 (453 amino acids)
Cellular component (GO): nucleus; cytoplasm
Molecular function (GO): protein binding
Source: RefSeq, a predicted model, not a curated record